UGUUCCACAAGCUGAAGAAAAGGGCAAAAAAUUCCGGUGCCGGGUCGACACGACAGUGUUGCCCUGUCAAAAUGCUCGCCUGGUUGUCACUGCUUAGGCCUGCCUUGGCCCGUUUUCGCACAAAUCCGGCGUUUGGGGCUCGGUUCGUAUCGCAAUCUCCACCCUCGGGUGCUGCUGGUUCGGCCACUGUAUCGGAUUUGCAGCCCUCACGUGCCACGGAAAGUCAUGGACACGCAGAGGUCAGCGCGUUCGAGAAGAAUCGAGAUUAUCAUGGGUUCUCUCAGGAUCCUGUCGUUGACGAGUGGAACAUGAGGAUGGCCUUCUUCUUUGGCAUCUCCAUGGCUAUUGUGGUUGGGGGUACCUUCAUCCACUAUUUACCAGACCAUGGUAUGAGGCAGUGGGCCAGGAGGGAAGCAGAAAGGUUGAUCACACAGAGGGAGGCUGCAGGUCUUCUUCUUAUGGAGGAGAACUACUAUGACCCAAGCAAGAUUGCGCUACCAGGAGCCGGAGAGGAGUAGGAUGUACUAUAAGAAGCUGUUCACUGAAUGUUUAUUUCUAACUUUUUUCUUGUCAGUAAAAUGUAAUAAAUGUCUUUCACACCAUUGAUCAUUAUUUUGUAGGCAAACUGAAUAGCCCUAGGUAGCAACUGACUAGUGAUGACAAUGAAAUAGUAUGAUAGUCAAACUACUGCAGUAAUUGCUCUGCGAGCCCCUUGUACCUGCCCUGGGCUAUAUCUCCAAUGGAUGACACCACAGCAGUGAAAGUGUAACAUCAUCAUGCACCACCUGCAAAGAAUAUUACAGUAGGAGAUACCAUCUCCAGGAAGUCUGGAAUACAUUGACAACACAAUGAUGGCAUGGGUGCACAGUAGUCAUCAGCAAUGUGCUGGUUAUUGACAAACUUUAAUUUGGUCUAAUCACCAUUUUGAAAGAAAGAGCCAUGUCUAAGUAACUACUGGUAACUAAGCAAGAUAAUGCAUGUAACUGUGAUGAAUCAAAGCCUCACUGACCGCUGUUGUGCAGUAUGUCCACGCUGAAGCAUUCUGUAUUAAACCUGAUUGUCAGUC
Molecule: messenger RNA, 1066 nt
Organism: Oncorhynchus gorbuscha (pink salmon)
Lineage: Eukaryota; Metazoa; Chordata; Actinopteri; Salmoniformes; Salmonidae
Product: NADH dehydrogenase [ubiquinone] 1 beta subcomplex subunit 11, mitochondrial-like
Exons: 3
Coding region: 72-518 (148 amino acids)
Source: RefSeq, a predicted model, not a curated record